Molecule: messenger RNA, 1767 nt
Organism: Andrographis paniculata
Lineage: Eukaryota; Viridiplantae; Streptophyta; Magnoliopsida; Lamiales; Acanthaceae
Exons: 1
Coding region: 571-1566 (331 amino acids)
Source: RefSeq, a predicted model, not a curated record
GCUGCCAGCAGUACGUCUGUAAAACAAAAUUUGCCAAAUCUCAUAAAUGCUUGCCUGCCUGCCUUUCACAUAUAUUCCCAUAAAAAAAAAAAAAAUUAAAAUUAAAAUUCACUUCUUCCUUUCUUCAAUCCGCCAUUGAAAAACAGCUCAGGAGAAUAUAGGAAUCUUUCAUUUCCAGCGUUUCUCUCAGGCUAUUCUUUUAACUUUUCCCCUUCUUCUUCUUCUUAUUCUCUCUCCUUUUUGUUACAAAAUAUUUUAUUAGUAUUAUUGAAAGGGUGGGGGUGGGGUGGAGUGGGGUGGGGUGUGAGUGAGUCUGUAGUGGUUUUGUGGUAAGAAUGUGAAGAGUUUGGGGGGAAAUUUGCCGCAGGAUUUCAAGGGGAGAUUAGAUAGAGAUGGGCCAUGGCUGAUAGCACUGUAGAAGAAGCAAAAACAUCAAAAAGAAAAGAAAAGAAAAGAACUCAAAAUAUCUUGAAUUUUUUCUUCCAAUUUCAAUUACAAUUUCAAUUCAAUCAAAUCAGAUCCAGAUGUGAGAGAAUCUCGAAAAAGAAGGAUUGAAAAGCCAAAGAAAAGAUGGGAUCUUUUAGUGGAUUAGGGAUAGGUUUAAGCUUUCUGUUUGGAUGCAUCUUGAUGGGGCUAGUUGCAGAGCUUUACUAUCUGCUAUGGUGGAAGAAGAGAGUUGCUUACAGUAGCAGUAGCAGGGCCAUGGAGGAUCUAUCAUUUUUCCUCUGCUGGAAAAGGCCUCAGACUCAGAGCUCAUUCAACAGUGCCAGCAGCAGCAUGGAGCUAACAGGAGACACAGGAACAGCUCCACAGGAGGAUUUGGAGAUGGGAAGAAGGAGAAACAAAGAAAUGAUGAAGAUGGAAAUGGAGGGCUCGAAAGGGGGUUUGGGAUUAGGGUUAGGGUUAGGGCAUGAAGAAGAAGGGUCAAUGGACACUGAAUUGAUGAGAUUGCACAAUUUGAGAGGACCUCCAAGAUUCCUCUUCACAAUCAAGGAGGAAAACAAGGAAGAUUUGGAUUCUGAAGAUGGAAACAAUAACAGAUCAAGAAAAGGGUCAAGAACCAGCAGGAGCUUGAGUGACCUGGUUUUUGGUGUUAAUGAAGAUGAAGAUGAAGAUGAUAAUGGGACACCUUUUCUCACUCCUCUGCCAUCUCCCACAGUCAAGGCUCCAUUCUUGGACUGCUACAGCCAUGGCAGUCAUGGCUCAUUCAAUCCACUCUUUGAAUCAUCAUCAUCAUCAUCAUCAUCAUCAUUGUCAUCAUCAUUGUCAUCAUCAGCCAUGUCUGAGGCUGAGAUCAACAGGCUGAGAUCCUCACCCCCUCCAAAGUUCAAGUUCUUGAGAGAUGCUGAGGAGAAAUUGAUCAAGAGGUUGUUGAUGGUGGAAGCUCAGAAGAAAAGGGUAAUUGAUGGGGUCAAUCUUCAAGUUCAAGAUUCCUCCACCAUUAAAGAAGAUCACAAGGAUGCCCCCCUCCCACCCCCACCCCCACCCCCACCCUCCUUGUUUAAAGUACUUCCAUUGGAUUCUUCUCCAAUAUUGCAAGAAACACAAAGGGUCUUCAUCAAUUAGUACUAUUGCUCUUCUCAUCUCCUGUUCUUGUUUCUUCUUACAUAUAUAGCCCUUUCCCUUCCACCAUUUUUUUUUUUUUUUAUGUUCGUCAAGCCGGAGAUAUAAUAAUUCAGUUCAUUGAAUUCUAGGCAUUUUUUUUAACCUCAUAAUAUAAUGUAUCUAUGUAUUUAGAGAUAGAGGAAACGAAUUCCAUUCAUGUCA